Molecule: messenger RNA, 1242 nt
Organism: Macrosiphum euphorbiae (potato aphid)
Lineage: Eukaryota; Metazoa; Arthropoda; Insecta; Hemiptera; Aphididae
Source: the annotation of a GenBank genome assembly
AUGGGGAGUCCUAAGCGUCAAGAAUUGGACAUUGCCAUGAAUAAACGGUCAGUAGUUCGUGCACGUGCAUCACGGGAUGCAUCAUUACGGUCAAUUAAAAAAAUUAAUUCUAUGGGUGAAGAAGCAAAAAUAAAUGUCGAACGUCGCACAUUAUUUGAAGCUCAUUACUUGUCAUUGAAACGGUUUGUUGAUCAAUUUGAGUUAGAACAACAAGCAGUAUUAAAUGAUCUUGUUGAAUUAGAUAAUGUAGUCGAGUUUGAAACUGUUGAUGCUGAAGUCACGGACUCCAUGGAAGAGAUAUGUGCAAACAUUCAACUUAUUGCUACUGGCUUCCAUAAGGCGGUUGUUAAUGUGACUUCAAAUGAUAAUGUUUCUACUGGUGUAAGACAAGCACAUGCAGUUGUGCUUCCAAAAAUUGAUUUGCCAAAAUUUGAUGGCAAUGUACUUGGUUGGGUAUCGUAUCGUGACAUGUUUCAAUCACUAGUUCAUAACAACCCUGAUAUUUCUAAUAUUCAAAAGUAUCAUUUUUUAACUUUAAGCCUGUCCGGUCCAGCACUUACAGUAGUGAAAGCAAUUCCUUUGACGGCUGAUAAUUAUAUCAUAGCUUGGGACGCAUUAAAACAAUCAUUUGAAAAUAAACGACUAUUAGCUUCUGCACAUAUUGAUAAAUUAUUUUCAUUUGUGCCAUUGAAAAAGGAAUCAUUGUCGUCACUGUCUUCGUUUGUUCAUACAUUUACUGAAAAUGUUUCUGCUAUUAAAGCACUUGGUGUCGAGGAUCUGGCUGGUUUUAUUUUGUUUCAUAUUGGUGCUCGGGUAAUUGAUACAGAGACAAGGAGACUAUUCGAAGCAAGUAUCGCACAAGAUUCAGUACCUAACUUGGAUACAUUGUUACAAUUUGUCGCACAUAGAUGCAAAAUUUUAGAAAAUGUUGGAACCUCGGUUGGAAUUAAUGAUAAACAAGAUAGCAUUUUUAAAGGUAGUGGUAAGAAGAACAAAAGUGGGUCCCUUGGCAAAACUUCACUGUCAAUUUCAUCUACAUCUACAACAUCAAAGUGUUUAUUUUGUCAACAUGAACAUCAAAUUUAUCGCUGCUUUGGAUUCAAACGCAAAUCAGUCACGGUACGCUGCAAGUUUGUGAGUGAUCAUAGUUUAUGUUUUAUAUGUUUAAAAUCUGGGCAUAGUGUUGCUUCUUGUACUGCCCCCAGUAGUAUAUAUAUACCAGUCCUGGCGCAGCACCUUUAA